AUGCCUUGCGGAAACUCAACCCAAGUCUUCGCCUUCACUACUCUAUCACCCACCUCUCAGCUAUCCCUCGCAUCAAGCAUGACUACCGCAGCACUUCUCGACUUUGCUGCUGCUUCUCCCGCAUUCAUGAUCUUUCUUCGAACCCAUUGUGAGGAAGUCGUUCUCGCUGCGUUAAAAACACAGUAUGGGUAUAUUCCCGAGAAAUCUACAUGGAGCUGUGGUCUUCUUCCCCUGUACGAGAAUCUACCACCUCAUGUCUCUGAUACCCCACUGGACAACUCAACACCCCGAUCAGCCUACAGAUCAUCAAUAGGACGUUAUAAGCGAGGAAAUCAAGACACCGCCAGGCUUCUCCAGGAAAUGCCUGUUUUACAGUGGUUGGUGGAUGAAGAGCAGCUUUCCGACAACGGUCGGAAGCUCCUCGAUAUUCUUCCACUAUCGGACCACAGUCAAGGCUUAUACUACGCUGGUGUUCGGGGGUUAGUACGAUACUGCCAGAAGUACACUGCUCUGUGCAGCUCUGUCGUUACGAAAAGGGAGAUCAAUGAGCAGAUGCAAAGAUGGUUACAGGAGCGGUAUACCCCUUGGGGGAUUAAUGAAAUGUGGUUUGUUGUUGAUGCCCUGGGCUCACGAAUUGAUGAGAUUAUGCCAUCGCUGCGGAAUGAUGAGACACGGAGGGAGAAAUUGCUGGGAAUGCUCUUGUGCAAGAUGGAUGUACUCCGACUGUUCAGCGGCUAUGAUUUUGCUUCAUCGUCGCCCACAAGCGAGGGGAGGGCUCUACGAAGACUUCUUGAAGAAGGGAUAAUUGAGGAAGCGUUAUUAGGAAAACCCAUAAACUCGUCUUCUCGCAGACAGUCACGCACGCAUUCACGCUCUUACUCUACAUCAUGGUCUUCCGAGGAUUCACCAAAUAAUUAUAUUUUUGGGUACGGAAACAACCAUAUAGCCUCUCAGGGCGUGAAUCUUGAUCAGCUGCAAGAGCGCGCAGAGCGACCGCGAGAGCCAAGGCCUUCGGUAUUCGGGGUGGCAUGUGGGCCGAUCGGGGUUUUGUAG
This is a messenger RNA of Morchella sextelata, 1053 nucleotides long. RefSeq lists its product as uncharacterized. Lineage: Eukaryota; Fungi; Ascomycota; Pezizomycetes; Pezizales; Morchellaceae. The record is from RefSeq and is a predicted model, not a curated record. The coding region runs from base 1 to 1053 and encodes 350 amino acids. The transcript has 3 exons.